AUGACUUCUUCCAACGCCGACCAGCGCCUAGAGCAUCUCCUCAGCGCCGUGGAGAGCGAGUUCCAGAAGGGCAGCGAGAAGGGAGACGCGUCCGAGAGGGAUAUUAAACUGACGCUGGAGGAUGGGGACUUAUGGAACAAGUUUAAAGAGUUAACCAACGAGAUGAUUGUCACCAAAACGGGAAGGAGGAUGUUUCCGGUGCUCAGGGCAAGCGUCAGCGGCCUGGACCCGAACGCCAUGUACUCGGUGCUGCUGGAUUUUGUGGCCGCGGACAACAACCGGUGGAAAUACGUGAACGGGGAAUGGGUUCCCGGAGGCAAACCGGAGCCGCAGAGCCCCAGCUGCGUCUACAUCCACCCGGACUCCCCUAACUUCGGAGCGCACUGGAUGAAAGCGCCAGUUUCCUUCAGCAAAGUCAAACUGUCUAAUAAGCUGAAUGGAGGCGGACAGAUCAUGCUGAAUUCUCUGCACAAAUACGAGCCGAGGAUACACAUCGUGAAGGUUGGAGGCAUCCAGAAGAUGAUCAGCAGCCAGUCUUUUCCUGAAACGCAGUUCAUCGCCGUCACCGCUUAUCAGAACGAAGAGAUCACUGCUCUGAAAAUAAAGCACAAUCCUUUUGCUAAAGCCUUCCUGGACGCCAAAGAAAGGAGCGAUCAUAAAGAAGUCCCUGAUCACAGCGCCGACAGCCAACAGUCUGGCUACUCUCAACUUGGAGGUUGGUUCCUCCCGGGCCAGAGUCCCAUCUGCCCCAGCAGCAGCCCCCCUCAGUUCAGCAGCACAGCGGGCCACUCCUCGGGCUCCUACUGCGAGCGCUAUUCCAGCCUAAGGAGCCACAGAGCCACCCCGUACCCCAGCCACUACCCCCACCGCACCUCCAGCACGAAUAACUACAUGGACAACACUUCAGGGACUCUGCCUACUCAUGACAGCUGGUCUGCACUUCAGAUCCCCAACUCCACAGGCAUGGGCACUCUGUCCCACACCACCAACUCCACAUCCAAUUCAAGUCAGUACCCCAGUUUAUGGUCAGUAGCUGGCACCACCCUCACCCCUUCAGGCUCAGCCUCUGGCUCUAUACCCGGUGGAUUGACCUCCCAGUUCCUUAGGGGUUCCUCCUACACAGGCCUGACCUCUUCGCUGCCCGUCUCCUCGCCUUCCUCCAUGUAUGACCCCAGCCUGAGUGAGGUCGGAGUAGGGGAAGCCCAGUUUGAGAGCUCCAUCGCCAGGCUGACUGCGUCCUGGGCGCCCGUGGCUCAGAGCUACUGA
Scomber japonicus (chub mackerel) is the source of this 1266-nucleotide messenger RNA. It is a transcript of the gene tbxta, whose product is annotated as T-box transcription factor Ta. Gene Ontology annotation, biological process: positive regulation of DNA-templated transcription; cell fate specification; somitogenesis. The record is from RefSeq and is a predicted model, not a curated record. The transcript has 8 exons. Gene Ontology annotation, cellular component: nucleus. Gene Ontology annotation, molecular function: DNA-binding transcription factor activity, RNA polymerase II-specific; RNA polymerase II cis-regulatory region sequence-specific DNA binding. The coding region runs from base 1 to 1266 and encodes 421 amino acids. NCBI's taxonomy places the organism in Eukaryota, Metazoa, Chordata, Actinopteri, Scombriformes, Scombridae.